Molecule: messenger RNA, 996 nt
Organism: Orbicella faveolata
Lineage: Eukaryota; Metazoa; Cnidaria; Anthozoa; Scleractinia; Merulinidae
Product: melatonin receptor type 1A-like
Biological process (GO): G protein-coupled receptor signaling pathway
Cellular component (GO): membrane
Molecular function (GO): G protein-coupled receptor activity
Source: RefSeq, a predicted model, not a curated record
AUGACAAACCAGAUUCCCUUUAGACGAAGUGAACUUGUUGUCCUGGAAUCAUUGAUAUGCAUUUUACUUCUUAUUCUGUCGUUCGUUGGCAAUGCGAUGGUCAUUACUGUAGUAUUCAAAAAGCCCCGCCUAAGCACCACAACUAGCUUGUUCAUCGCCGCUUUGGCGACAACAGAUUUAAUAAAUGCUCUCGUUCCUGGGCCACUGUUCUUGUCUUCUCUUAUCACCGGGAAGAUGCCAUACAGUUCUACAGGCUGCGCCAUCAGUGGGUUUUUCAUGCAGUUCUUGACCUUGGCUUCGGUUAGUACCAUGGACUUAAUCGCUGUCAAUCGCUACUUCUGUGUAGUAAAGCCAAACAUCUACAAAAGAAUCUUCACAAGCAAACGCUCCGCGAUCUUCCUGGCUUCGUUGUGGAUAUUUAUAGCAAUGGUUAUUUUAUUUCCGUUAAUUUUAGGUUGGGCCAGUAUGGACUUUAGUUCCCAAAUGGCCUCGUGCAGUUUGCAUUUUAACUCUUUGACCUCUGAGACUGGAUUUACCGUUUUUGUCAUGGUGUCAUUCGUAGUUACCAGUUUUGUCAUCGUGGCGCUUUCUUACUACUUUGUCUCAAAGUCUCUCCGCCAACACAGGGAUCAUUUGUCCAACAACAGUGGUUUGAGUGCACAGGAGAUCAAUCUCACGAAGACUUUCUUCGUCUUAGUUGUUUCCUUUAUCGUUCUGUGGUUGCCAACGUUUGUUGUCGUUAUUUUAUUUCGUGGUGUGCUCCGAAAAACUCUGCCUCGGCAGCUUGCCCUUGCCAUUCCGUACGGCUUGCUCGCCAACAGUGCUGUGAACCCGUGGAUUUACGGCGCUAUGAAUCCAUCUUUUCGCAAAAAGUUUUUGUCGAUAUUGAAGAGAUCAGAGGCACCAAAUCGGGUUUUACCUGCCGAAAACGCUGUAAGUUCUUAUCUGGGCAUUUCUCGAGGUGUCCCCUUGCAGAUCAUCGAAGAAUUGGAGUAA